Messenger RNA from Saxophila tyrrhenica, 1023 nucleotides. RefSeq lists its product as uncharacterized. The record is from RefSeq and is a predicted model, not a curated record. Bases 1 to 1023 code for a protein of 340 amino acids. The transcript is spliced from 3 exons. NCBI's taxonomy places the organism in Eukaryota, Fungi, Ascomycota, Dothideomycetes, Mycosphaerellales, Extremaceae.
AUGGCUGACCAAGAUGAUAUCAAGUUAAAAGACGCAGCCGACACGCCUGAUGAGGUACGUCAUCUCGUAGACAAAGCCGCCGAAGCUGUCAGUUCAACGCGCCGCCCGAAAUUGAUACUGUUUCCUGUCGGCUUCGAAGAGAGUCUCGCUUCCUAUCUACGCAACAAAAUCGAGCAAGAAGACCUGCACCUUUCAUUCGAGUCUCCCCCAGAAAUAGUCCCUCACCUACCACGUACUGACGACAAGAAGUCGACUCCUGUCGACGACGCAGCCAACACCGCCGAAUCUUUAGCAGAGCUGUCACAGAAACAGGCCGAAGCAACGACCGGGAAGAAGAUAUCACCAUCGGAGGGUUCAGAAGACGGCGAGGCAAAGUCGGCCUACGAAGCUCAAAUCUCGAAGUACCGCUGGUGCAAAUGCUCCUGCGACCCAGCACAAUUCUACGGACACGACCACUACUACGUUCACUUGGACACCAAAGAAUCACGCUGGGACGAGCCGACCGAGUUCUACUGGCUCUGGGACACCGACAGGCAAGAGAUCGACUCCGCUGGCCUUCAACGAUCUACGAAAGGACCGCAAGAGCCAACACCAACAGCAGGCCAGUCAGACCCAACCUACUACGGCUACAACCCCAAGAUCCACGGCUCCUACGACCCCACGGCUCCCUACGCUCAGUACCACAACCAGAAGCGCAAGGAAGAAAAGCAGGCUGCGAACGUCGCCUCCAGCCAGAUGCCAUCCAGCGACAGCACAGGCUACGGCAUGACCGGCACCUUCAACCGCUUCACUGGAAACUUCCAAGGCGGCGACAGGUCCGCCGAGCAACACAACGAUUACAACAAGUCCGGCCGGCAGAUGAACGCGUACUUCGACGUAGAUGCUGCAGCCAACGCGCACGCGGGGCGGUCGCUGAAGGAGGAGCGGAGGAAUAAGAAGUUGUCCAAGCAGGAGCUUCGGGAGAUGUCGGAGAAGCGUAAGGCCAGGAAGGUGGAGAAGAGGAUGGAGUUCUACAAGUCUUAG